Molecule: messenger RNA, 6916 nt
Organism: Amoebophrya sp. A25
Lineage: Eukaryota; Dinophyceae; Syndiniales; Amoebophryaceae
Source: the annotation of a GenBank genome assembly
CAACAUACUAUGCUGGUGCCCCCGGUGCCGCCCGUGCCCCUUGUGCGAGUUCUGAAGAGGAAGCUCAAUUUCCAUUUUGUCGCUCUUGAACAGGCUCCGAGAGGACCGAACGGAGAAAUACUGCUGUCGGAAACUACCUCUGAUGUUGAGCAAACUCAGCUUCUCUCACAUGGAACUAGUACAACGGGACCAGGAGGUGCGCCGCCGUUUGUUCCAGUUCGUAUAGAUGAUGAUUUUCAACAGGGGGAGAAAAAAAACUGUAGAACCACUGAAGAGCAUGAAGAGGAUCUUCAUGCCUCUCCGAUGUUGCUACAAGGAAAAAGUAAGACUGGAGCUCACGCGCAUUCUUUGACCUCCUCUACGCGAAGCUUGCAGUGGAGCAAUACAGGAACCCAAACGUCGACUACGACUACGACUAGCACCGCACCGCUCGAGGCGCAAAAGAAAGCAAAGUACAGUCGCGUGCUUGUUUAUGGAACCAAAGUCUCUUAUCAUUCUCAACCUUCUCAAACUCAACCUCAAGUAGAAAAGAGUGGUAAUGAUAAUGCCAUUUUGGUUUCAUAUUGUCGGGGAAGAAUUCAUUGGGCUGCAAUCGGCCACUGCGCCUCCGUUUGCUUGGCGUGUAUUCACCUUUCCUGACGAGGCGCCAUUUGCGCAGGAAGCCUACGCUCUGAUUCCUCCUGUGCGUGACUUAAUUCACCUCUUUCGUAAUGAAGUGGGAGAGGCUCUAGACGAGUACGAGGCGGUCGCGGAUCUCCUCCUCGAUGGUAGUGCAACUCACGCUGUAGCCUCCAGAAGCACCACAGCGCCCUCUGAGGCUUACACUGAAUAUGUGCAUUCCCACUUCCCGACUGCUCAAAUACCUCCAACUUCUGCUCAGCAAAGCAACAACUCCACCAAAGAAAGCGCCGCACCAGUAUCCUUUGGAAGCAGCAUGGUAGAAUUGGAAGCGGGAUUCGGUGGCACCGCCAACAAAAAUGAAAACGAUCAUGAAGGUAAGGGCCAUCAAGGCGCGGACCCAAAGGAAGCGCAAGCACUACAUGACGGAGAUGAUGAGAACAACGACGGGGGUAGUAAUCGUGCGCCAUCUAUGACAGGAAAAAGUAUACUCAUACUCAGAAAAGUAGCUGGCUUCCCACUUGAAUCCUCGCGGCCCAUUUUACUUCUUGAGUUUGAGCACACUUUUUCCUUUCAUACCAUCCAAGCUCGCUGAUUACAUGGGUGCGAUCAAAUGGCCGCAUAGAAGUGCUUUCAGAGUCGGGCUGCCGGACGACUUUGUGGACCCGUACACUUACCAAGACGAAGACGAUAUAGUUCAAAACGAGUACAAUGAGGAGUUGAAGAAUUUUAAGUGUUUGUUCCCACAUUACAAUUACAUCCUUCACCAACCACAUUCCUGGGUCUGUAUCCAGCACUAGUGAAGAGUUGUUGUGCAAUGUGUGUGGUCGAAAAAAUCUCUAAAAAAUACAAGAAUCAGAAUGCUACCACGACGACUAAUGUUGACCCUUCAUCAGGCAAGAAUAAGUUUCGCUCCCCAUCCUCUGGUCCACAGCGCGGGAGUUUAGUAGCAGAAAAGGCUGAACAGACGCGAAGCCAGUCAAGAGACCAAACUUAAGGCUAGGUUUUUCUUCUUUGAAGUCUCUACCAUAUUAUACCCCGUUACAUUUUUACUUAUAAUGGAUUUGCUUUUCUUGAGGGAGAACGGCAUAACUGACGGGGUAAACUGACACCAGGGCCCUACCUCUAACAAACUCGUGGCAGAGUCGGACGUCGUGGUAGUAUUAGCGUCGGCGAUCCCAGUAUCGUUUUUGCGCGUCGUGGCACAAACGUCGACCAGGGUGAGCGUUUCUUCCCUGCCGGGAACCAAACCCGAGGCCAAGAUGCUUAUGAAGAGUUUGAUUUUUUACUUAUUAUUGACGAAGAUGAGCAGUGGGGAGUAGGAAACCAACGGUUGGUUUACUACUCCCCACUGCUCAUCUUCGUCAAUAAUAAGUACCUUUAUUGCUUAGUAUUAGACUCGUACUUGAGCUUUGACAGAAGUAGAUGAGACGAAUGCUAUCACGAAGUAGAUCCAUGAUGAUGCUAAGGAAUGUCGUCCAUACUGUUCUUGGUGACAACGAACAGGACUCCAUCAUCUUUGAUCUCUAAAAAAGCGAGAUGGUUACCGCGACCUCCGCAUCACCAAGCGCCAGUCCGAUGAGGAGAAAGAUGCCCCCUCGACCACCCGGUGACUUCAGAGCACAGCAACGAAGCUCCAGUCUUAAGGCUUCCCUAAUCCAUCUCCAUAGGCAUCGCGCAACCGACCUAUGCGCCCCAAUAUAAGGGGCAUACUGAGGCAUACGCGUGAGGGAUCUCCUUCUCCACAGGGAAGAUGAACUAGGGAGAGGUCUAAUAGUCCACAUUUUACCCGCGAUGAUUUUCCAGUGUUAUCGUCCCCUGUCCACGGAGGAGCCGACUUCCUGGCAGGAGAUGGAGGGUUGACAUCAGGUAACAAGAGAGAUGCGUCAGGCAGUUUGCAGCCUGCAGGAUUACAACCUGGAACGCCGACCACGAACACGAGACGAGGUCGGAAACAGCUUGCAAAGAUGAAGGUCCAGAGCGAACAACGCAUGCUCGAGGAACGCCGUCGGCGCCGCCAGCACGACGUGGAUGAUUUGGUGUUUACGCACAUUCUGAAUCACCCUGUUUUAUCUGGUGCUUACUUGCUGCAGCGGCAGGCGACCUUGACGAAUUUCGAAGAGUUGACGAGCAGCACGACCGACGUGAUCUCCCUCGGCCGGUUCCUUUAAGGCUACUUCUGCUCAGGUCGCAUCCUCAGCGUCAUCCUUGGCCCUUUUUCUGUUUGAUAAGCGCGGACCAAGGACGCACCCAGGAGGACCGCGAACGCGGUAACUCUAAUUCCUGGAACGGGAAACCGCGCGAAAGAAGGAGCUUCUUUUAGCCAAGGAGCAGGAGAAAAUCGUGAUGAAGAUUCAGGAGGAGAGCACGCUGAUGAUGGAAACGCAAGUGGAAUUAAGGCCCGUGAUAUUUUUAUUUAAUUCAUCCCCACGCAGAUGCAGAAAUAACUUCUUGUUCUUCAUUUUUAUCUCAACAGCUUCCUUAUUGAAUUUGAAUUCUGAGGCAGAGACUUCUAUGAAGUAGGUACUAGAAUAUGAAUUUUUAGAUUAUGAGCUCUAAUAGAAACUACGCGCAGAGAAGUCGAAAAACUUUUGCAGGAAAAAUUAGACGAGAAUGCGGCACAGCAGGAGAUGAGGCAGCAGGAGAUGCGCCAACUGGCACAGGAAGCACAAGAUGAGCUGACGCGGAAACUUUAUCUAGCAGGUGGAAUCUGUUGUUAAGGCUACAGUAUAAAUCUAUCUUGUUGGUUCCCGAUGAACAUCGAUCAUGCCGACUACUUUCUUUUCAAGGAAGGAUGAGCUUGGGCACGACUCCUAUGGACCCUCUUUUUAUUGAAAAACGACACCAAGAUGCUCCUGCAGAUGGAUUUAUGUUAGGUCUAAUGUUGCCUUCUCCUGAUUACUUUCGUGGCCUACGUUGCGUGUCAUCCGAGACCUGAGGAGCCAUUGCUGGCACCGCAAAUCAUGCACGGAAGUGACGAUGAUUCAUCGACUAUGGCAGUAGUGCUACUGGACAACAUGAUAUUGAAUAUAAUUGGUAUACCUGACCUUUUUAAUUUUUGUUUGCUAGUUAGGAGUGCUCCACCGAUAAUAUAACUGGAUAAGUUUCUAUUGUCAAGAUUUUACUUCGUGGUUUGUUAUUGUUGAUAGAACAUCCUUGUCCGCUGCACGUUCUUUCUUUGCCGCUAGAGUAGACGACGGAGACGAUACAUAGCACAGUACGAACACCUUCCUAGCAGGUACUUUAAGUAGAUGACUCAUUCUUGUAAAUUUAGGAAUACGAAUAGCAUCACAAAUCCAACAAAAUCAACAACUUACCACAAAAGCAACAACGUCACGACUCGACUAUGAACAUAGCCCAUUUAUACCUCGUGGUCGUGAAUAGGUACAUGAAUCAAUCAGUCAUUACAUAAUACUGUCCCUGUCCCAUCUUCUAACAGCCGAGGCUCCGCUGAUAAUUCUGACUCAUCCGGUGGGUUAAACAUACACAAGAUGUCGUACAGGAAGAUCCGAUCACUACGCAUGAUGAUUCAUGACAUUGAGGAUUUAGAGGAACAGUAUGAGCGUCAGCUUUUUGGCGACGAUCUUUUACUAGAAGAAGGAGAACAUCAGGGGCAUCUUCAUGAUCUGCUUAAGGGUACCGUCAACCCAUCUCCCGCAGCAUCUUUCAGCCAGUUCCUACUUACAAAGAAGUGAACGAUGUUCUAAAAGAUGGGUUAUCGUUACCUCUAAUCUGCAGAGUGAAGGGGGACAAGGACCUCUACGAGGCGACACUAAUCCAACAUCGAAACUGUCCUCAUCAACUACUUCAGGACCGGGAGCUCUCAGUGUCAGUUCUAAGAAAGCAGGUGGUCGCACUUCCCGUCAAAGAUCGAGUCAAUUGAGUCGCAAAUCUUCGCGGAUAAGCGGCAAUGCGGCACAAUUGCUGCACCAGCAAGUCGCGGCUAGAAGAAGUUCUCGACCCUCCGCACGUGGGGUGCACCUCCCAAGUACUCAACUUAAGGCUUACAACCGUAAUAUUUCAUGAUCUUAAGAAUGAAGCAUCAAUUAUCUUUGUUCCCUUUUAUUUCUAAGCGGAAAACCAAAACACGUAUAAGAGAUCGAUGACUUCCAACUCCAAGAUGGAUAUCUCCUGUAAGGUCUAAUCAACUCAGCGGUGAAGGCGAUACAUCCUACGACGUGGACGCACCUUUCGUCCCGAGCAGAACAAUGAGAGGCGCGACUCCUGAACCUAAAAGCGUACUCACUCGCGGAACUUCUGGCGGUUCUUCACAUAAAAUGAAUACCAAUACUAGUACGCAUGAUGUUAAAGCUGGUUGUUCUGCUGGUCCCUCUGGCGCUAGUCCUAUUAGCACCAGUAGUCCCGACAGGAGUCACGUGGUUGAUGAUGUCAAACAAACUGGAGCUCCUGGACAAGGAAGUGGACGUGGAGCUACAACAACGUCGUCUGCAGGCCUUAAUGUUGAUAGCAACAGCACUCCCGUUGCUGCUGAUGUAGUUCUCGCCGAGGUCGCGUCCUCAUCUCCUUCCACACUUUUACAACAGAGCACAGGAUCUAGUGGACGGAAAACAGCUCUUAAUUGCUCUCCCACUCGAAGGCUAAGCACGGGAUCUAGUGGACGGAAAACGGCUCUUAAUUGCUCUCCCAGUAUUGCACCGCUCGAAGACAUAGUCGAGGAAACACCUACUGCCGCUGCAGACGUCUAACAUAAGACCACAUAGGCAGUCGAGUAUAACAUCAUAAGAAGAUGAUAUGAGUAUAUAACAAAAGAAUAUGUUGACAUAUUAGACGUCUACUAACAUAAGAAAAAUAGGAAAUAAAAACUACUGACUACAGUCGAGUAGACUACUGCCGCUGGCGACGUUUGAUGUCACGACAGAUUUGGAUAGGAAACAGAUUGUCAAAUUGAGAAGACAGAAUCAUAAGCAUGAUCUUGAUAAUUAUGGAUCCUUCUCAUCUAUGUGAUCACUGACUUACUUGUAGUUCUACGUGACCUUCAUCACCUUAAGUCCAACGAAAAAAGUACGUACUAUAUUGCAUGAAUUUCAAGAUACAUAUUUUGAGAAUAUAAUAACAUCUUCCGGCUUCUGAAGCUUGUGGGACGAAUUUCAGUGGUCUUUUCGGACACCAUAGUUUCUACUCUGUGUGUAGCUGGUGAACAACGUAGGCGUAAGUAAUUAGUGUCAGGGGUUGGAUGCGGCUGGCUCUAGUUUCUGGCUUGGUGAACCGGUACCCUUGGUCGAGUCAGAAUUCGGUCGACUAGAGUCAGCGCGAGCACCUAUCACUAUCCUCCCUAGUGUCCACCACCAUGGACCCGGGGUGGGACGCCAAAGGCUGUAGCAUCCUGUUUUAAUCUAUCUAUUUACUCUCUAUUUAUUCUCCUUCAACCUCGUCCUCGCUCUCUUCUUACUUGUACUACGAGAUGUAAGCGUGAGAGUGAGUACUAGGCGUCUGAUCAGCACAACCUUCGACCUGUGCCUCCUCUUCAAGUUCAAAAAUCGGGGACUUCUACGGACUACUUUCUAAGAAGAAGCGUGGUCGUGAGGUCGUCGUCCACUAGAAGUCCUUCUGUUUUAGCGGAUACGCGUAGUCAAAGGGACGAGACCCGGAUGACUACAGGUCGCCCGAGGAUCUUUCGGCGACUUCAGAACCCGACCUGAGAACAUUACAUUUAGACCUACACCAUCAGAAUCACCUGUAUGCGUUUUAUAAUUACAGCAAGAAUUAUUCAAAUCGCGAGAGUCUGCGAAUAUUCAGGGUGCAAGUCACCUUUUGUGAAAACGCAUAGUCAUACGGCUCUACUUAUGUAGAAUUCUCCUGUUUGAGAACAUAGACCGGGACGUCGACAUAGUCGUGGAAUAUGUACUUAUAAUCUUGCCUUGAAUUGUCGAUUUCGAAGGUGCUGAUGCAUGAGAAACAUAUUAACUAGACCACAAUUACUUGGCUCGAUUACAUCAGUUUUUAGACAAAAAAAACUUCGGUAAAUUUCUAGAAAACAUCUUCAACAUCUAUCUUAUUCUUAAUUUUGGCAGUUCAGUGUGAUAAUUUUAGUGUCAUUUGUUUUUGUUGUUCAUAUACCAUAGUAAUCUCAUAUAGUCUUGCACGAAGACGAGCAUUGCUCCCUUCAAGACCACUCAAAGAUGAGAUCACGGCUGUCGACGAUAGUUUUCAUCGAACUCUGAAUGCGUAAAGUCAUGGUCAUACUAGAUGAUCUCCAGUCCGAUUGACGACUGGCACUGAAUCAUUCACCUCCGUUACUAAGGAGUUGGAAAUUAUAGACUACAUGGUUGAAGCGGAC